This is a messenger RNA of Micromonas commoda, 1560 nucleotides long. RefSeq lists its product with no specific name. Gene Ontology annotation, biological process: regulation of DNA-templated transcription. NCBI's taxonomy places the organism in Eukaryota, Viridiplantae, Chlorophyta, Mamiellophyceae, Mamiellales, Mamiellaceae. Bases 1 to 1560 code for a protein of 519 amino acids. Gene Ontology annotation, cellular component: RSF complex. The record is from RefSeq and is a predicted model, not a curated record. The transcript has 2 exons.
AUGGGGAAGAUGGGGACGAUGGAGACCAUAGUCUUGGAUAGCGAUAGCGGCGACGACGAAGCGGGCGUCCGGGACAGCGACGACGACGACGACUUCCGAGUGGUACCCGCCCGGCCCGCCCUCCCCGAGUCAUUGAAGGAUGUCGACGGAUUCGGCGAGGAUCCGGAAUCGCCCUCGAAGAAUGACGGCGGUUCUACGAAGAAGGAGGAGGACGGCGAGGACGCCAAGAACGAGGACGUCGAGAACGAGGACGCCAAGGACGAGGACGCCAAGGACGAGGACGCCAAGGACGAGGACGCCAAGAACGAGCCUCAUGCGGAGGAUUUCGACAGCGACGAGGACGAGGACGACGUGCCCGUCGAAAAGAUCGCGGCGCGGCGCGAGGCUCGAGCCGCCAAACUCGACCCCGAACUUCUCCUUCGCGAGGCGGCACCCGAGGUGGUCGCCCCCGAAAUCGCCGCGCUCCGCGAGCACUGGCAGCUCGCGGUGGUUCUCGACUUUUUCAGCGUCUUUCGAGAGGAGUUUCUCGACAGGCCCUUCGACGCGGCGGAUCUGGAGAGCGCGCUGGUGGACCCGUGCGCGGACCCUACGCUCUGGGGUUUCAUCGUGAGCCUUCAGGUGGAGCUUCUGAACGGGUGCGGCUUUCGCGUGGAGCACGGCGAACUGUUCAGGCGAAGGAAACGACGCCACGCCGACAAGGAUCAAGGCUUGAUGAUCAGGGAUAACUCCUGGGCGUGGGUGACGAACAGGGUGAUCUGCGAGUGGUGGCGCACGUUGACGGGGAAGAGGUCGAGCGAGGCGUCUAAACCUCCCUUUGCGCCGCCCACGCGCCGAAGAGGCGUCGAGGGGGAGGACAAGGCACCCAGGAACAAGUCGAAGCCCUUCAACGCGUUCGCCAAGGCGGAGCGAUCGACGAUCAAGGCUGAGCACCCGCACAUCGCCAAGAAGGAGGUCGACUUGCGUCUCGCCGUCCGAUGGAGGCGCCUGUCCGACGACGAACGGAGGGAGUACGAUCCGAGCUACGACCCCGAGUCGGUGGACGAAAACGAGUUUACCGAGCGGUGGUACGCGGAUGAGAUGACCCCGUCGCAGAGGCUGAUGACGCUCUGGGGACUGUGCGAGCUGCGGCUCAUGAUCGGCCUCGACCACCUCGGCCCUCACGAUGUCGGCUACGAGGCGGGCUGGAAGGAACCCCCCGGCAAGUUCCGCCCCACCCCGAUCGGCACCGACGCCGAGGGGAACGAGUACUGGCUCCGCACCGAUACGCUCUAUCGCUCCGGAGAGCCCACCUACCGCUCGACGGAUUCGGUCGAUGUUCCCCUCCCGGUGGAGCCGCCGCCCUACUACAACAAGGACUCCGGCACGUGGAAGGAUCAAGACGAGGAGGACUACACGCAGCUGCCCUGCAUGCAGUGCGGCCGGAUGCAGUACGACGAGAGGGAGAUCGAGCACAAGUUCCUGCUUUGCGACGUAUGCGUCAACGGCGGGCACGCGAGGUGUAUGGGUGUCAGCGUCAUCCCGGGAGGCGCGCAUAAAGGCCGCAAAGGAGGCGGCGGCUGA